This is a messenger RNA of Caenorhabditis sp. 36 PRJEB53466, 375 nucleotides long. The record is from the annotation of a GenBank genome assembly. Lineage: Eukaryota; Metazoa; Nematoda; Chromadorea; Rhabditida; Rhabditidae.
AUGUUCAUGAAUAAAUGGAAGUGUGGCCUGGACGAUGUACAAAUAGACUACAGCAAGGAAGCCCUGCCAAACGACGCCACCCUCAAAUCGCUGGAAAUUAAGGCGCUGACGUUGCCGUACCCGGUGUUUGAGACGCAUCGAUUUGAAAGUCAGAAGAAGGUGAUCACGAUUGAGACGCUGCCUGAUCACAUCACUGUCAAGAUGCAAAUAAAGAACGGAAAGAAGCCGAUUCACAUUCAGAUUCUCGGCAAGGCGACGAUCCUCGAUAUGAAGCAGAUGGUCGUUGACGACUUGGCUACGGAGGGAAAACCGCCCAUGCUCGAAAAAGAAACGAUUAUAUUGAUGUCUUUGAAUAGUUUAUAUAUUUUCUGUUAA